Miscanthus lutarioriparius is the source of this 552-nucleotide messenger RNA. NCBI's taxonomy places the organism in Eukaryota, Viridiplantae, Streptophyta, Magnoliopsida, Poales, Poaceae. The record is from the annotation of a GenBank genome assembly.
AUGGCGUCAACCGCGUCCACACGCCCAAGCGCCGACCGCGCCGCCGCCGCCGAAGCCACCAUGCGGCGCGAGCUCAGGGGCGUGGCGGCCGAGAGCGACCGCAACCAGAAGCUCGUCGUCGACGUCCCCGGCGCAGUCGAUGUCCUGGCCGCGGUGUUCGCGGCAUCCGCCAACGCCAAGUCGGAAGGGACAGCCGCCGCCGUCCGCGAAGAGGCGGUCGAGGUCAUCUCCUCGCUGCAAGUCCCGGAGCAGUGCCUGCGCCGCGUCGCGGAGACGAACGAGGCGCUGGUCUCCGCGCUGCAGCGGUCUAGCGCCAAGUCGUGGCGCUGCUGGUGGAGCGCGUCACGGGCGCGCUGCCUACCAGCAGGCUGGCGUCCCUCCCGUAGCAGGUGUUCAGUGAGGCCGUGGAGCUGCUCCGCGAUAGGCUGGCCGUCUCCAGGCCCGCGACAAGGCGGCGCUGCACAUGCUUGUGCACACGACGGCGUGGGGACGCAACUGCGUCAAGGCGGUGGACGCCGGCGCGGUGCCCGUGCUCGUCGACAUGCUCUUUGA